This is a messenger RNA of Xenia sp. Carnegie-2017, 2116 nucleotides long. RefSeq names its product protein FAM47A-like. Lineage: Eukaryota; Metazoa; Cnidaria; Anthozoa; Malacalcyonacea; Xeniidae. The record is from RefSeq and is a predicted model, not a curated record. Bases 343 to 1680 code for a protein of 445 amino acids. The transcript is spliced from 13 exons.
AGGAAUACCCCCGUGGCGCAAUGGAUCAGCGCGUUGGACUUCUAAUUCAAAGGUUGUGGGUUCGAGUCCCAUCGGGGGUGCCUAUUCUUUUUGGCUUUUAAUCUAUAUUUUGCAGGUUGUAAAGAAUAUAAAAGGUAAAGAUAAGAUGAGAAAAUAGACCAAUUUCAACAUUGUUAUCUUUCUGUCGAAGAAAGUGACUUCAAAACGAAUAUAAAUUUUUGUUAUUGAUUUCUUGUUGAAGCCUGGCACUAGUAAAGAAAAACAAAUUUUCAUCAAAUUUUCAAAAUUAAAAGUUAUUUCUAUGGAAACAAUGUUAACAAACUUUCUUUACUAAUACUUGAAAUGUCUCAUAAGUAUGACCUGUUGCUUAUAAACUCAGAUGGAAACUCUGAGAAGAAGAAAAUACCAUGGUACCGAGAAAGACUUAAAACAAAAUAUAUAAACCCCAAAAAAGCCAAACAGUGUUCAGGUUGUAUGGUUGGUUCAUCGUGGAGAUUUAUUAAGUCAGGUUUAGAUGAUUUUCGUUGUGGAAUGCCACCGAAUGCUGCUGAUAAAAUGGUUUUGGGAGGAUACACAGGCAUUUCUCCUAAUGUGAACAAUGUUACGGCAAAUGAAACACAAGAAGAUAAUAGUCUUUUUUGUCAGAAAAAGAGGUUUACCAAAAAUGAAGUUAUUUACUCAAAAAUGCUACCAAUGCAGCAAAGGAAGCAUGAAAAUGUGGAAGAUAUCGAGUUUAGUCUUCUUCAACAUCAUUUAGCAUUAUUUCCUCAUCUUGAAGAGUCAGUACCACCAGAGGUUUUUGAAGACGUGGUUGACAUUUUGGAUCCAGAAUUGCAACUGGAGAGUGAAGAUGGAACAGAUCUGGAUUAUCACUACAUUGUUCAAGAGCCAGAUGAAAACAAUGCAAAGGUAUCCUUUGAUCAAGCACAGUCACUUUCACCAACAGAUACAGAUAGGAAAAGUGCACAAGAUGUUGGAAAAAAUCGUUAUAAAUGGCUCCCCAAGAAAGAUGACAAUUUAAAGGAGGAAAAAGGCAAAUUAAUGAAAAAGAAAAUUGACACAACAAGUUUGAAUGAUAAAAUGCAAAACGUUACUAAGGAAUUUUGCACUUGGGUUGAAAAUUUGGGAGGUGAAACAAAUAAUAUUGAAGAAUCAACUGUGAUGAGCUUGUUUGCUAGUGGAUACGAAACUAAGCCCACUUUAUCUGUUCCGAUCCAUGUUGUGGAGUUAACGAAUGUUCCCCCUGAAUUACGAGUGAAUGCUAGCACGUCUGCAGCCUCGCCUUUUCAACCAAACGUGGAUUUCAAAGAACCUGAAAUGCUGAAACACCAAACAUACACGCCAAGUUGGGUUAAGGUGAAAUAUGGAGCUUGGUACUUAAAUCCUAAAACUUGGAAAAAGCAUAAAGAAGGAGAACCGACGCAAGCUCCUCAAACUGAAAGGCAGGAAAACAUUGUGUCGGAAGCUAAGGCUGAGAGCAAAAAACUGGAUAAGGAAUUGUUAGCUCUACAUGGUGCUCGUGCUUUCAAAGGUUUCGUUGACAAAAAAGGUAGUCGUAAGCCUGAAUUCCUGUCUGUGGUUGAAAAACUUCAAGAAGAAAUUGGAAAAACGAACUUUAUAACUCCAGUUGGACAAUCUAACGUAAUGCCAUCCGUAGCUGUUGUAAAUCCAGGAGUUUAAAUCAAUUUGAUGUAUAAACCUUCUGCGUUUUCUUUUUCCACUUCGGCCAAAAUUUAGAAACUUUUCUUUAGGAAAAUUAAUUGCGUUGUUUAAAAAGUAAAAAGUUCUUUCAUCAAAUUCAAGACGUUUAAAACAACGCAACCACGUCGAUUUUAGGGAGCUAACCCCAAGAACUAAAACAACAUACGUCACACUUUUUGAAAAACAUCAACCUUGAAAAAUAACAGCAAAAGAAAAUAUUGCAAUGAUAGAAAUUUUGUAAAUAGAAUGGUAUGAAAUUUAGGUGACUAUAAUUAUUUUCAUUCUUGUUUUUGUGAUUGAAAGAUACUUUUAGUUUGGCUGGUAUGAAGCAAAGAGUUUGUGUUGUGAAUCUUUGUGCAUAUGUAUAACAACAUAAACCUAAACUUGCAGUAAAUUUGAGUAGCUAUCUCUUCUA